ACCACUGUAGCUGCUCUAUGUGCUAUGAUGGAAACACUUCGAAGUUUCAGUUCGGAUUGAGAAAUAUCAACUUGAUUCGUUUCCACUGAAGGCAACGGGAUAAAAUAUUGACACGUCAAAAUACAUCGCAGUCGGGCUUUAAUUGCGUUUAUUUCAUUGCAUUGGGCGACGUUGUGAGACAUUUUGAGCCAUUCAUUCCAAAGUCCUCUUUACAGUAUGAGGUGCAGUUAUGGCAAGCAGUAGUAAGAAGUCAGUGGCGAGGACCCUGGAGGAUCUGACGCUUGAUUCGGGUUAUGGUGGAGCAGCGGACUCCUUUAGGUCUUCCAGUGCUUCACUGUGCUGUUCCGAGGCACAUAUACCUUAUGCGCAUGGGGGGAAUUUUUGGCAUUUAACCGACUCCAUGCACAGUCGCCACAACAGCCUGGACACGGUCAACACAGUCUUGGUCGAAGACUCCGAUAUCCUGGAUUGCUCCGGCCAGUGCGCUAAACUACCCGAGCUCGAGGACGUGCCAUGGAGCCUCGGGGAAGUAGAGAGCGCACUGAACAAGGACGAAGAGUUGAGGCUGGGGGUCGUGUCACAGGAGAUCCUGGCUAGGCUCUCGGUCCUCAUAAGCCGCGCACUCGUGAGGGUCGCCAAGGAAGCGCAGCGCCUGAGUUUGCGCUAUGCCAAAUGCACCAAAUACGAGAUUCAGAGUGCCAUAAAGGUUGUCAUGUCUUGGACAGUCUCUGUGAACUGCAUCACCGCCGCACUCAGUGCCUUGUCUAUGUACAACAUGAGCACCGAGGACAAGUUCAGCCGCGGAAAGUCACUCAGAUGCGGACUCAUUUUCAACGUGGGGAAGUUCUUCAGGUGGAUGGUGGACAGCCGAGUUGCGGUGAGGAUCCACGAGCACGCUGCCAUCUACCUAACAGCGUGCAUGGAGAGUCUUUUCCGAGAGGUGUACGCACGCGCACUGCGCAGCGCACUUGUGGAGAAAGAUAAUGGGAUCCCUAAGUUCACUGUUGAGUCCCUCGAACAGGCCAUCAACAACGAUUCGGAGUUAUGGGGGUUCCUGCAGCAGUAUCAAUACCUCAUUUGUGGGAAGAAUGCAAGUGGUGUGCUCAGCCUACCAGAGAGCCUGACUCUGCAUCGGGAUCAGCAGCGGUCAGGGAAAAGUGGGGAGGGCCACUCCUACAGUCAGUCGGAGCUGCGCUCCAUCGAGCAGUGCCUGCUAGCCACACGGGUGGGCAGCAUCUCAGAACUCAGUGACCUGGUCUCCCGGGCCAUGCACCACCUGCAGCCGCUUCAUGUGAAGAACCAUAGCAACGGGACGCCCAUUCACCAGAAGAGCAGCCCAGUACACUGGGAGCCUGAGGCGCUCUACACUCUCUGCUACUUCAUGCACUGUCCCCAGGUGGAAUGGGAGAACCCCAACGUAGAACCCUCUAAGGUUACCCUGCAGACAGAGAGGCCGUUCCUGGUUCUACCUCCUCUGAUGGAGUGGCUCAGGGUGUCGGUGGCCCACGCAGAGCACCGCCGUAGCUUCUCAGUGGACAGUGACGACGUCCGGCAGGCCGCCAGGCUGCUGCUGCCAGGGGUGGACUGUGAACCACGCCAGCUCAAGACAGAUGACUUCUGUGCAUCCAGGAAGUUGGAUGCAGCAUCCACAGAGGCUAAGUUCCUCCAGGACCUGGGAUUCCGUAUGCUCAACUGUGGCCGGACCGACCUGGUCAAACAGGCUGUCAAUUUGCUGGGGCCUGACGGCAUCAACAGCAUGAGUGAACAGGGAAUGACCCCUCUGAUGUACUCCUGUGUGAGAGGGGAUGAAGCAAUGGUCCAGAUGCUGCUGGACGCUGGAGCUGACAUCAACAGUGAGGUGCCAAACACAGUGCACAAGUACCCCUCAGUCAACCCCGAAACGCGCCUGGGGACACCACUCACUUUCGCCGUGUUACACGGACAUGUCCCUGUCGUGCAGCUGCUCCUGGAUGCCCGGGCCAACGUAGAGGGCUCCCUACAGGACGGUAUGGAGAACUACACAGAGACCCCGCUACAGCUUGCCUCCGCUGCAGGUAACUUUGAGCUGGUCAGUUUGCUGUUGGAGAGAGGAGCAGACCCCAUGGUGGGAACCGUGUAUCGUAACGGUAUCUCUACUGCCCCUCAUGGAGACAUGAACUCCUACAGUUUAGCAGCAGCACAUGGACACAGGAAUGUGUUCCGCAAGCUGCUGUCCCAGACGGAGAAGGGGAAAGGGGAUGUGCUGUCCCUGGAGGAGAUCCUUGCCGAGGGGACAGAGGAAGAAAGGGGCCUGGAGGAGAGGAACCCCUCCCAGCUGGACCUGGUCCGGACAGGCAAGGCCAAGCUCAAGGCUCUGAGAGAGGCCAUGUACCACAGCUCUGAACACGGACAUGUGGAUAUCACCAUCGACAUACGCAGCCUAGGGGUCCCCUGGACGCUGCACACCUGGCUGGAGUCUCUGCGUACGUGUUUCCUGCAGCAUCGGAGACCACUGAUCCAGGGCCUGCUCAAGGAGUUCAGCUGUAUUGAGGAGGAGGAGUACACACAGGAGCUCAUCACCCACGGCCUGCCACUCUUGUUUCAGAUCCUACGAGCCAGCAAGAAUGAGGUGAUCAGCCAGCAGCUGUCUCUGAUCUUCACCCAGUGCUACGGGCCGUACCCCAUCCCCAAACUCUCCGAGAUCAAGAGGAAACAGACCUCACGCCUGGAUCCUCAUUUCCUAAACAACCAGGAGAUGUCAGAUGUGACCUUCUUGGUGGAGGGGAAGCCAUUCUACGCCCACAAAGUCCUGCUCUUCACAGCCUCUGGCAGGUUUAAGUCUCUACUGGCGAACAGACCAGCUGCUGAAAACACAUGUAUUGAAAUCAGCCACGUCAAAUACAACAUAUUCCUGCUGGUGAUGCAAUACCUCUACUGUGGUGGGACGGAGCAUCUGCACAUCAGAAACACAGAGGUUAUGGAGCUGCUGUCAGCGGCCAAGUUCUUCCAGCUGGAGGCGCUGCAGAGGCACUGUGAGAUCAUCUGCUCUAAGAACAUCAACACAGAAACCUGUGUGGAGAUCUACAGCCACACCAAGUUCCUGGAUGUCCCAGAUUUGGCUGUCUACAUCGAGGGCUACUUCCUGAAAAACAUGGUGGUGCUGAUUGAGCUGGAGCCCUUCAAAACACUGCUGUACGACACGCCUCCAGACAGUCCCGCCACCGAUGUACUCCUGGACCUGGAGAAGACCCUGGGCAUCCGCAUCCAGUCCAUCCACCUGUCCUCCUCCAAGGGCUCCAUUGUCUGAUUGGUUGAUUUAUUGAGCUGCUAAUGGGACUGGAACUGUCUGUCUGUCACCAUUGACCCCAGUUCAACACAUAGCUGUACUGAACCACACUCAACAGUGACACUUUUAAAUUGCUUGCUGUGCUAACACGCCAUUGCCAUUCUCCUGCAGCCUACUGAGCUUCGGGCCGAGCACUUAGGCAAAUGGACAGCGCUGGAACCCCAGAUAUUGUGAAAAGGAGAUUUUCAUAGGGCUGAAGUAAAGCUGACUCAUCACAGCAAUAGUGGGACUAUAUCGCUGAGAGGCAGGCAGGGAGGGAUGUGUGUGUGUGUGUGUGUGUGUGUGUGUGUGUGUGUGUGUGUGUGUGUGUGUGUGUGUGUGUGUGUGUGUGUGUGUGUGUGUGUGUGUGUGUGUGUGUGUGUGUGUGUGUGUGUGUGUGUGUGUGUGUGUGUGUGUGUGUGUGUGUGUGUGUGUGUGUGUGUGUGUGUCUGGAAUCAUUCAUAAAGCCCCAGUCAACAUUACUUCGCUCCUUGACAUUAGUCUCCAGACUGCAGUCAGACCUGCCAUUACUCCACGUGUCUACUGGGCAGAAUCAUUGUUGGUACUUUUCUCAGCAUGGUUCUGCAAUCCUACAUAGCUUUAUAGUCUAUUUAUAACUGGGCCUAGCCAAACUUAACAUAAGAGCAGACCUGAGUUCAAUAUUAUUUCAAAUAAAAUACUUUUAGCAUUUGCUCUAGUCUGCCCGGGGUGUCAGAUUGGUGCAGUUUGCACUUUUGUGACUAUUCUAUUGGUUCCAUUGUGCCAGGCAAGCUCAAUCACGCCUAGAUAAAGUAUUUAACAUGAUUUCAAAUAGUAUUUGAACCCUGGUCUGCUACAUGUAAGAGUGAUAUGUGGAUAUACUGUAUGUCAUGUGGUAGUAUGUUUUAAGGGAGUCAUGCAAAGGAGAGAGGUAUUGGGAAAUUCUUCAAGCUACGUUUGUGAAAGCUGGAGAACAGAAAACACAUUUCCUUCCUUCAUCCGCUGUUAGAACUGUGUAAAUAUUGUGAAUAAAACACAGAGCUUUGGCUCCUCUUGUAAGUUAAUGUAUAUAUCCUACAGAUGUUUCUUCUUCUCAUGCGUCUACUCAUUGGAUAUGGCUUUAUAAAAUGUUGUUCUUUUCAAUGUGUUAUCGUUCUGUAUGUUUCAAGUUGCAUGUCAUGAGAAUGACUGUUUUGCUUGUGUUCAGUUUGGUUUAAGAGUGGCAUGAGACUUUAAGAGAGGAAGCAGGAACGGUAUUGAGGAGCGAUAUUGUCAGCAUGUGUCUCUAAAUGUGUAGACGUGUACUGCUGUCUUCAUUUCAGGAGAGAACGGUUAUGGACCUGUAUUCAAAUAGCGUCUCUGAGUGGGAGUGCUGGUCUAGAAUCAGGUCCCCCUGUCUAUAAUCACAUUCAUUAUGAUCUUAAAGGAUAAAACUGAUCCAGCACGCCUACUCUGAGACACUUUAUGGAUAGAGGCCUAGUUCUAAAGAUGAUCAGGGUCUAUCCUAAACCGGAGAAGCGUCAUCUGUUGUGUUUUCCAGACAUUGUGAAACUACAUGUAAAUGUGUGACUUAAUAUCCGUUUCCUCCAUAAAGAUUAAUAUAAAGAAUGAUAUGAAUCCUC
Molecule: messenger RNA, 4905 nt
Organism: Oncorhynchus gorbuscha (pink salmon)
Lineage: Eukaryota; Metazoa; Chordata; Actinopteri; Salmoniformes; Salmonidae
Product: ankyrin repeat and BTB/POZ domain-containing protein BTBD11-B-like
Exons: 17
Coding region: 230-3286 (1018 amino acids)
Molecular function (GO): protein heterodimerization activity
Source: RefSeq, a predicted model, not a curated record